Molecule: messenger RNA, 1393 nt
Organism: Ochlerotatus camptorhynchus
Lineage: Eukaryota; Metazoa; Arthropoda; Insecta; Diptera; Culicidae
Product: palmitoyltransferase ZDHHC16
Exons: 6
Coding region: 157-1308 (383 amino acids)
Biological process (GO): protein palmitoylation
Cellular component (GO): Golgi apparatus
Molecular function (GO): palmitoyltransferase activity
Source: RefSeq, a predicted model, not a curated record
AAAAGCAUCUUUAGAUUAUUCAGAAAAUUUAAAAUGGAAUAUUUAAGUGAAACAAUAGAGAUAUGUGAUGUUUUCUUAUUAUAAUCCAAAUUCAUUGGCAUAACAUUUUGAUCUAGAUACUGCGAGUGAAACCAUUAGGUCAUCGAGUCAGCGAAAAUGAGUCGCAUUCAGUGGCGUCUGAGAGAGUUCCCAAAGAAACUAGCAAAUUGCAUUCGCUUCCGAUAUCACUACUCCCUGCAAUGUAUCCGCUCACUAACAUACAAUCACCAUAUGAGUCAGUCCUACGCGUCGGACGUUUGCCUGGAACCGAUCUUUUGGUUCGUGGACAACUUUACCCAUCUACUAGGGCCGUUCUUUGUAUUCGCCGUGGUUUGCCUGACGGCCGCCGUUGUCAUCAUUUGCUACUGGAUCGGCUUACCUUACUGGUGGAACAAGAGUCCAAACACGACAUACUUCCUGCUGAUCGUGGGCAACUGGUUGCUGGCGAAUGUGGCUUAUAAUUUCUACAAAGCGACAGUAACAUCUCCAGGGUAUCCGCCGGAGAAGGAACUGAUAGUCGAGGCUGUGAGUAUCUGUAAGAAAUGUAUCGCUCCAAAGCCUCCGCGGACCCAUCACUGUUCGGUGUGCAACCGGUGUGUUCUGAAGAUGGACCAUCAUUGUCCUUGGCUCAAUAAUUGCGUGGGUUAUGGAAAUCAUCGGUACUUUUUCCUUUACAUGCUCUACACAACGGUGGGAGUAUUGUUCAUUAUUGCCUUCGGUUUCGAACUCGGGUACAAUGUAUUAAUCGUGGGAGACGGGGAAGGCUGGAACGAGGUAGAGCCACUGCAUGGGCAUCCGGUUCGCUUCAAUUUGUCCGGGCAUAUAAUUCCUGUGACUGAGAUGAACGAUUACGUGGACGAUGGACUAGCUCCUGCGCAGCACGAUCUACCCGUCCCGCAGGAGUACAGUAGCAAUGCAGCGAAACAUCGAGCAAUUAUUUUUAUGGCUCUAAUUAAUGUGGCUACGCUAUUCGCCUUGGGAGCUCUUACCUCAUGGCAUAGUUCCCUGAUCACACGGGGAGAAUCCAGUAUUGAAGCACACAUCAACAAAUCAGAAACGAAACGACUCUCUGCGCUUGGAAAAACCUAUCAAAAUCCGUACGAUUUUGGUGCUAGGCGAAACUGGAGACUUUUCCUGGGAUUGGUUCGUAAACGAACUUGGUGGCGGCACAUUCUGCUCCCAUCAGGUCACAAACCUGAAGGUAAUGGUCUCACCUGGCUAACUGUCAACGAUUUCAUAGCAAUCGGCGGAGACGAUGAAUGGCCGUAGUCUACUCUAGGGUGUGAUAUUAAUGUAAUUCCAGUGUAUACCUACUAGUCCUACUUCCACUUGAAAGGGUAUGUUGCAUUUCUUU